CCCACUGGGCGGAGAUUUCUCUCUCCCCUGCUCUUCACAGAAUUGUUUUUAUCAAGCCUGCGUCAUUCCGAAUGUUAGUCUGUUUGUUGUUAGUUGCGAUAAAGGUGUUUUUCGUUAUUAGGUCCCUAUCCUAACACCAGACCUAACUUCAGUUGUCUGAGGGAGUUUGUCAUGGAUAUUUUUGCGAUAAAGGAGAGCUUUAUUUUUGCUCGGCUCUUCAACUCCAUUGAACUUUUACAUUCAGCUAUCAUCUGCCGUUUGGGAUAACGUUGAGGAAUUUAAACGGAUCACCACACAGAGAAGAGGUGGGACGAGGAACACUGCUGGUGUUAACCUGGAUAUUAUCCAUCAACAACAGAGCUGCUGAUGUCCAUAUAAAAAGCAAUAAACUUCAGAGAAGGGAAAAAAAAGUACAAAUUGGGUGGUCAUCGUUGUGGCUGGUCACUGAGAUUCUGAGGUAUGGCUUCUAGCCUAACAAGUGCUGGCGUGGUGUGGGCCCUACUCUCCUUCCUGUGUGCGGCGGCCUCUUGCGUGGGUUUCUUCAUGCCCUACUGGCUCCUGGGGUCCCAGAUGGGUAAACCAGUCUCCUUCGGGACCUUCCGGAGGUGCUCGUACCCGGUGCGUGAUGAGGCUCGCCAGGCCACGGUGAUGCUGGAGCAGUGUGGACGCUACGCCUCGUUCCAGGGCAUCCCUAGUCUGGAAUGGAGGAUUUGUACGGUGAUAAUCGGGUUGGGCUGUGGCCUGUUGCUCCUGGUGGCACUCACGGCCCUCAUGGGAUUCUGUUUGUCUGAUCUCAUCUCCAGGACCAUUGGACGCGUGGCUGGGGGCAUCCAGUUUUUUGGGGCGUUGCUGAUUGGGUCGGGGUGUGCGCUCUACCCUCUAGGUUGGGACAGUGACGAAGUUCGACAGACCUGCAGCAAUAGAUCCAACCAGUUUGAGCUUGGUUCUUGUGAGAUUGGCUGGGCGUUCUACUGUACCGGAGCAGGGGCAUCAGCAGCCAUGAUGUUAUGCACCUGGAUGGCCUGCUUCGCUGGGAAGAGACAGAAGCAGUACCCCUACUGAUGUCAUCAAGGCGGGACAGCCACAGAGACCAUGAUGUUAUGCACCUGGAUGGCCUGCUUCGCUGGGAAGAGACGGAAGCAGUACCCCCUGCUGAUGUCAUCAAGGCGGGACAGCCACAUGAUGACCACCUCCCCCAAUACCCGUCAUCACUGGCAAUUGAAGAGACUCAGAGCAAAGGAUAAUAUCAGGGGGACAGUGUCUAUGGGCGCGUUCGACAUUGCAGUUGACUUUAAAGGCGAGUCGAGACUGAUCUACAAAUCACCAUCAUAAAUAACUACUCAAUAUUAUUUGUAGAUCAGUCAGUCACUAUUUACCCAUGGAACAUCACAAUUUUGAUGCUCUUGAACACGGCCUGUAUGCCAUAGGCUAGUUAUGCACUCUGUCAUCAUAAUUGAAGCAGAGCGGACUACCUUGUGGUGCAUUUGGUACUGAGGCAGAAAAUAAUAUAACACAACACAAUACAUUCGCAAUUACACUCCAUUGUCCAACAGAGCAUUUCAAAAGAGUGGAGUCUACAUACUUUGUAUUCAUUGACAGCAAGAACAACAUCUGUUUCUGUCUCUAUUUUCCUUGGGUUGUAUGGUUGCUUCUCUAUUCCUCCUCCUAUUCUAUUCUGUCAUGUCCCUGUACUAUAACUUUGUGGUAACUGGCACAACCAGUGGUAAAGAUAUAUUAAAUUACUAUACUUUUGAUAUUACUUAUUGUAUUUUACAUCCUGUAUUUAAUAAAUAUGUUAUGUACUCCCACUUUGGCCUAGUAUUGCCUUAAAGACCUGUAAAAAGCGAAUUCUCAUGGCGUCGAUAUGAGUCCGAAACAUUUAUUGUAGCGUCAAAAUGUACUACUAAGUGUAAAUUGGAUAAUUUUGGUCAUAAAGUCAGUCUUGUCCAAAAGGGAGAUUUAUAGGAAAGCUUGUAUGUCACAUAAUGAAGGGUAACGUAAGAGUUUUCCUUGGGUUGGGUUUAUUUAAAUCCUGCCCACAGCUGGCAGCACCCAAGUAAUCAUCAAUUUGGAGCGCAGCUGCACGCAACCUGAUGCAAUGUUCAAUUUGGUUUGGCAUUCAAUAUCCCUCUGGGGCUGUUUAGGGACCAUCAGCAAAUUACACAAUGUACCUUGGACUAUAUUUUAAAAGGUCCAAAUUUCAAUGACUUAAAAAUCUCAAACCAACUAUAAAUUGGAGAAAUUCAUAUACAAAUAUUGAAAGCUAAAAUAUGUGCAACAUGACAAUAUUGAACCAUACAUUGUGUCAUUUAUUUGUCCCUAACUAGAGCCAGAGAUAAGCUAUCCAAUGUCAAACCAUGUCAAACAACUUUGUCACUGUGUUACACCAGUGAGCUGUAGCUAAUUGGUGAAAUAAGUUUGCUUGCACUAGCUGUUUCAAGUUAUCUAGAAGGUUGAGUGACUGUGUACUGUUGUGGCAGAGUGAUUAUCACCCACAUUAAACCACCACUCCAAAACAACUCUUGUUUUGGCUUCAGUCAUGACUGCUGCAUUUCUUAAUGUCCAAACCGAAUAACGAGGCCAAAGGUUCAGCACCCCUUUAAAUAUAUAAACCCUUACUGGUAUCUUGCAAUCAUUUUUAACUGUUAUGUCAGUAACUAUUUACAGUAUAGCUAUAAAACAGGGAAUGUUGAAGUCCCUGAAUGUAUGUCUGUCAUAUGUUUGUGUUUUUGUGUGUGUAUGAUGUACAGUAUAUUGCAUUAUAUAACAUUACAUUUGAAUGAAACACAAUAGAUUUGACCCUGUAAAUGAAUUGUUACUUUAAAUAGUCUUAAUAAAUAUUCACAAACCUUUCAGAAGUGGAGAAGUUCUAAAGCUAG
Oncorhynchus gorbuscha (pink salmon) is the source of this 2879-nucleotide messenger RNA. RefSeq names its product LHFPL tetraspan subfamily member 6 protein-like. The coding region runs from base 460 to 1062 and encodes 200 amino acids. The transcript is spliced from 4 exons. NCBI's taxonomy places the organism in Eukaryota, Metazoa, Chordata, Actinopteri, Salmoniformes, Salmonidae. The record is from RefSeq and is a predicted model, not a curated record. Gene Ontology annotation, cellular component: membrane.